Bursaphelenchus okinawaensis is the source of this 1289-nucleotide messenger RNA. The record is from the annotation of a GenBank genome assembly. Lineage: Eukaryota; Metazoa; Nematoda; Chromadorea; Rhabditida; Aphelenchoididae.
AUGGCUGGACAAAACAAUAACUCUAUCAAAGAUGCCGUUGUACGACAAGUGGAAUACUACUUUGGAGAUAUCAACCUUCCCAGAGACAAGUUCUUGCAAGAAGAGAUGAAAAAAGAUGAAGGAUGUAAGUUGUUACCUAUUUUGAAAUUACUCUUUUCUAGGGAUUCCUGUUGACACUAUGCUGAAGUUCAAUCGUUUGGCCAAGAUUACCACUGAUGUUGAUGUACUUUCUGACUCUUUGAAAGAUUCACACCUCAUUGAAGUCUCCGAGGACAGGAAACAAAUCAGACGGAAUCCUGAAGUUCCACUUCCAGACAAUACACUCGAGUAUUGGCAGGAAAUCAAGAGAAGAACUGUUUACGUGGUAUGUAAAUUUAUUUUACGAAGGAACUAAAGGUUUUUAGAGGAUAUAAUUGUAGUUUUAUUUUUAGGUACAUAUUGUAAAUUAUUUUUGUGUUAUUUCAGAAAGGCUUCCCCCAAGACACUACAUUAGAUGAAAUUCAAGCCUUUGUUAACCCUCACGGUGAUGUGAAGAACAUCUUGAUGAGACGUUUGAAGAAGGAAAAGACUUUCAAAGGCUCAGUCUUUGUUACCUUUGUCGACAGAGAAACCGCUGAAAAGUUUGCAAAAGAUGAAAAUUCCAAAACUUUCAAGGAUAUUGAGUUGAUCAAAUUAAUGCAAGAUGAUUACUGGGCUCAAAAGACUGCUGAAACCAAACAGAGACGCCAAGCUGAAAAGGAUUUGAAGAAACAGAAGCAAGCGGAGCAGAAGUCCGAGAAGGAAAAGAAUGCUUUGGCUUCAUCAUUCGUUAAAGGAGCUGUCCUUGAGGUAUCUGGUUUGGGUGACGAGAAAUUCAAGUACGAUGAUAUUAAGGCUUUCUUCAACAAAUUCGGCCCUGUAGCCUUUGUUGCCUACGAAGCUGGAAAUGAUAAGGUGAGUAAGCAUUUGUUAUGUAAUUCAUAUCGAUUUAGGCUCAAAUUCGCUUUGACACUAAAGAGGAGGGCGUCGCUGAAGCUUCAUGGAAGAAGGCCCAAGGAGAAGAUGGAAAGGUCGUGUUCCAAGAGAAAGAACUCAGCGGCAACGUCCUCACCGGGGAAGCCGAAGAAGCAUACUGGACCGAAUUCACCAAGAGUAAAGUUGCCAAAAACGACAGGUCGCACAAAAAGUUUGGCCGAGGACGUGGUGAAAAACGACGUCGAAACGAAGGAGAUGGUGAAGUUAAGGAGGUUAAAAAGGCCAAACACAUAGUCUUCAAUGAUGAUGGAGAUAAGGUCGAGCAAGAAAAUUGA